GUGCAAGUGCGAAUGCGAAUCCAUCAAUGUACGUACAGUGAACUCACCUUGUUUUUUUGAUAAGUUGCUCAUUUUAUCCAAUAAUUUCGUUAAAGCGUUCAUUGUUAAUGUGGUAACGUGCUAAGAUAUACAAAAUAUACUAAUUUCGGUCGGCACGCUACCGUAUCGCCCACUGUGUCAGGUGGCUCAUUUCACCAUUGCGAUGAUAAGUACCUAAAGAUUGAUUGGACUUCAGUGUUGACUCCAAAUAUAAGUGCCAGCACCAUGGACGACGACGGUGAUGAUAAGGACGAUACAAAAAGGAGGACUCGCAACUUGAGUGAGAAGAAGCGGAGAGACCAAUUCAAUAUGCUGGUUAAUGAGCUCAGUGCUAUGGUCUCAACAAACAACAGGAAGAUGGAUAAAUCAACAGUCCUCAAAUCUACUAUAUCAUUUUUGAAAAACCAUAAUGAAAUAACUGUUCGAUCAAGAGCUCAUGAUGUUCAAGAAGAUUGGAAACCAGCAUUCUUGUCAAAUGAAGAGUUUACAUAUUUAGUAUUGGAGGCAUUGGAGGGCUUUGUAAUGGUUUUCUCAGCUACUGGUCAAAUCUACUAUGUAUCUGAAAGCAUCACAUCAUUACUGGGCCACAACCCAGCUGAUGUCGUGAACAAAAGCAUAUUUGAUCUGGCUUGUGAAGAUGAUCGGCCAAGUUUGUACAACAUGCUACAAAAUCCUGGAAGUGCAACUGACCCAAUGCAUGCUGUCGGUAAAGAAAACGAAAUCCGCUUCCAGUGUCAUCUGAAAAGGGGAUCUUUGGAUUUUAGAGAUGAAACUACUUACGAACUUAUACAAUUCAAUGGUCACUUCCGAACAAAUAUGGAGCCACUCGAUAGUGAUGAUAUGCCCGGUUACAAUCCGGAUCACGAGUCAAGGUUACUCUUCGUUUGCACGGGCCGGUUGUAUACUCCUCAACUGAUCCGCGAUGUGUCGCUGGUAGACUCCAGUCGCAGCGAGUUCACUUCGCGACACAGUCUUGAAUGGAAAUUCCUGUUUCUCGACCACCGUGCACCGCCUAUCAUUGGUUAUUUACCAUUCGAAGUACUCGGCACCUCAGGCUACGAUUACUAUCACUUUGAUGACUUAGAAAAAGUAGUCACAUGUCAUGAGGCUUUGAUGCAAAAAGGUGAAUUAACGUCGUGUUACUACCGGUUCUUAACAAAAGGGCAGCAGUGGAUUUGGCUUCAAACUCGCUUCUAUAUCACGUAUCACCAAUGGAAUUCUAAACCAGAGUUUGUAGUUUGCACUCAUCGUGUCGUAAGUUACGCAGAUAUUGCGAAGAGCAUGAAGCAAGAGGGUGCGGAAGCUGACACUGUGAGUGAGGCCGAAGUGAACCGAGGAGUGAUGAAGGAAGCCCCGUCUGAUGACGCCAUGGUGUCGAUGUCUCCGUCAUACAUGUCCGAAGCGAGCGACGCCUUCGGUAACUCGUCCUACCAACCCUUGUCUCAAGUCAGUCCGGCUUCGGUUAAGUCGGCAUCGGCUGGCAGCACGACUGGAACUGUUGCUACCGCUGGUACAGCUGCGACCGCGGGCGCGUCAUGGACCCGGGCUUCUCACGUACACUUCACUGGCUCGGACACAGGAUCCUUGUCCGGCGAGUCCCGCUCGUCGCAGAGAAAUUCCAUGCGCGAGAACUAUACAUUCCUGCAGACUCAUAAGAGCACGGAAGCCGCCCCGGCCCCACAGCAUGGCAUAGGUGCGCAGUACUUAGACCCCGCGCCGUACGUGAGCGCGGUGGGGGUGCCCGGCGUGCUGCCGCUGUCCAUUCCACCGCUACCGGUUAUCGUAUCUCCCGACCAAGCGCAGAUGCAGGAGCAGUUGCAACGAAAACACGAGGAGUUGCAGCAAAUGAUAGUCAGGCAACAAGAGGAGCUUCGGCAGGUAAAGGAACAACUGUUGCUAGCCAGGCUUGGGAUUCUGCAGCCCCUUAUAAACGUCCAAGGCCCAUACGUGAACCCAGAAGACAUACAACAGAACCAGCGUUUACCGGCACAAAUAGUGUAUGAGGCAGGCACGCCGCGGGCGGCCAUCACCGGCUAUCCGCCGCAGCACCCGCCGCACACCGGCGGACACCACCCGCACAUGCCGCAAUGAGCCGCUCCGACCGAAUUUACCACAGAUCCUUGUUAUUAUUUUUAAUUUAGUUCAAACGCGUACCAUACGUACACUGCACUUGCCAAUUUGUUUAUUUGUAGGAAAACGCAGCUUCGGUCUAUUAAUGUAUUCGUGAUUACUUGUGUUCCAAACAGACGCGGUGCAAUAUCUCGUCGCUUAUACCAGAUCAUGAAUUUUAUUAUUAUUGACAGGUGUGUACAAUCUAUUAUACAGAAGCCUGAUGAUAGCAUUAUUCGUUUUACGUUUACUUUUACUUUGUUAUUGUAAAAAACACAAGCUCUAUGCUCAGGCGCAUGGUACGUUUCAACGAAACAUGUUCAUUGAUAAAUGUACAUAUUUUACAGUUUCUUGUUUAAAUGUUUCUUGUGUUAAAAGGCUGUGCAAUAUCUAACAAACUACAUAUUUAACUUGUAAUAGAAAAUGUAGAAGAUUGAAGUUAAGUAAUUAUUUUAAAUACUUUAGUAGGCACUUAAUUCAGUACAUAUUGUUUGAAACCUUUUUGUGUUAUGCGGUGAUCUAGUACACGGAUACAUAGGUGUUGUAAAGCUUAGCUGCCUUGAGGACUGAUUUUAUUAUUGCGUCUCAUGUGGACUUCGCUAAUAUGUCCAUUCACAUUGUUAAGAUCAAUCUGCACCUAUAUUUUCGUUCUAGUACUUGAUAUAAUCAAACCGGCUCAAUGAUAUCACUAGGUAGGAUGCUACUCCACACAUCUUCCCUUUUGAUAAAGGCUCACUUACCUCCCAAGUCCAACAGAGGUCCGGAAACAUUGCCCCGAGUCUUCUAUUCUUUGAAUCAUGUCUUUAAGGGUCUAACUCCUCGUAGGUGUAUCCGUAGUGUACAGUUUUGUGAUGAUUUUAUAAAUAUUCAUGCUGUUGUAUUGUAGCUUUUAUCAGAACCAAGAAACCAAAGCGUUAUUAUGUUUAUGAUGUGUACACAUUAUUUGAUUCGAUAUCUGCAACGUGCCAUUUGCCGUGAUUUGUUUCAGACGUUUCACAGAAAGAACAUGUUUUGUAAAUUAUAAUUUUACACAUAUUUUGAUCUCGUUACUGAAUUUAGUGGCUAGGUAAUUAUUUACGUUACGGUGUUUUUGAGAUAGUCGCGUUCACGACAUAUGAAACAUCAGUUAAUGGUUUAUUUCUUUUAUUGACAAAUCAUUAAUGCUUUUUUGAACGUUUUUUGUAAAUAUUAUAUACUUUGUUAUAUAAAUUUUAUUAAUUGGCUUAGUCGAUUGUUCAGAUUAUAUAGUUUUGUUACAUUUUAUAGAAAAAUAUUUUAUUUUACGCACUUGCGUUUUAGAAUUGUUGUUGUUAUUUUUCUUUGUUCAUUAUGUUUGACUUCAUAAUAUAUACUGCAACCUAUACAUAAUAUUGAGAAUGCACUGAUUUUUCUUUGCGUCUCUUGUUUUUUAAAACAAAAUAUAAAAAUAUUUUAGUUCAAUUCAUAUUAUUCGACGGUCUAUUUAGCAAGUGUAUAAAUUUUUCCAAGUUAUGAAUCAUAAAAUGUGAUGUCGAUUCUAAAUUAAUCGAGUGGCCAGUUAGGCGGUCGUGGGAUUCGUACAAAGUUGAGGAUACUAUCGAGCUCCUCAUGCCGAACGCGGUGCGAUGAUGAGAAGCGGGCACUAGCCGCGCACGGGCGACGCCGCGGCUCAUGCUGGGGCUAAAUAUUUAUACACCCGGGGGGAAAGUAGUUAUUGUGUCUCGUUCAAACUUGUUGCUAUUUGAGUGACAACGUCGGUUGUGCAAAUGACUAUACAUUUUACUGUAAGAAUAAAAAACGAGCAUGCAGCGUGCACGCAUGCGCUUCUUUUUUACUCUUAUUGCUCGGAUGCAAUUUUACUAACUUUUACUUGUCUAUAAUAAUCGAUUAUUCUUAGACCGUGCACGGUAGUUCGGUAUGCGGAACUCUUUUUUUUUGUCAUGCAGAAUUGCAGAUACAUUAAAUGACUAUAAUGUAUGUACAGAUACCUUAGUAUUAGUUAGUAAUUGUAAGUAAAUGUCAGUAGAGUAACUUUGGGUGUAUGUUUCUUAAUACAAACAAUUACAAAAGCGGCUAUAGGCCAGAAUUUGAUAAAAUCAUGUUUGAGUUUGCCGAGGGAAUAAAAAUGUGGGAUCGGUGAAAUGAAACUACAAUAACAAUUUCAAUUCAAUAAAUAAUGUAUGAAUGUUCAUUAAACAUUGUUCGUUUACGUUUCGAGUCAUCAAAAUACUUCCAAUGCUAUAACUGACUUUUGUAAUUGCUUGUAAUACCGUAAUUACUAAAUAUUGAUAUGGCAGUCUUAGUUCCCGUGAUUCAACCAUUGAUGUACGUUAUGUGCGCACUGAAAUGACGUUCUUGUUUAAGUUUCUAUAAAAUUUUAUAUAUUUUAUAUUGGUUAAUAUUUUAGUUAGGUACGGAAUGUUGGUAAGUUAGGAUAAAAUUAUGUUUAUUGACAUUAACGCCAUUGGCAAAGUUUAGUCAUACAAAUUCAUUAUUUUUACUAUUUGUUUAUAUAUUAUAUACACUUGAAUCUUUUUUAUCAUUAUUUAUAAUGGGAAAUUAUGAAAAAGUGGUUUUAGGCAAAUACAAAAUGUUCUGUUUGUUCUUUUGACUGAAAUGAUAAAAUAUAUGUAUUGUGUCAUCUUUCAAAGUUUAUUUAUAAACAUUUUGCUUAUGUUCCGGUAUUUAUGAAUGUUUUAAUAUUUAAGAAUUGUUAUGAAAGAAGUACUUUACUCAUCGCAACAAAAUUAUAAUAAAAUUUGUAGAAAUGUGUUAAGAAUAGCAUAAAUAUAGAAUGCAGGAGGAAAACCUAGGUAUAGGUUAAAAUUAAAUAUGUUUUAUCAAAAUUGUAUGAAAUAUUUAAAGGGAUUGUUGAAGUGUAUGUUGGGGAAGAGAAGGCAACUGUAAGCAAGAUAUAUUUUAUUUCGUUUCGCGUUCUUAGUUAAUAGCAGAUUAUGUGAAAGUUAUUGUUGUUUUGUUGUAUCAGUUAGUGUAACAGAUGGUAAUCUUGUCGCUGCAGGCCGGGGUGGCCGCGGCCGCACGACCCGGCCCAAAGCUAUGUGAUACUGUUUUCUAUAACAUGUAUGUGGAUAUGUAUCAUACAUCUUGCGGUCUAAUCAUCUUAAUCACGUAAUUAUUGAAUAAGUGGAUGUAGUGAAGAGAUAACAAGUUGUUCUUAAGUAUAACAAGUAAACCUUAACUUCGUACAUAUCCAUGUAUGCACUUAUAUUUGAAUUUAUGUUUCACUUAAUCAGUGUUCACUGUUCAUUUACAAGAGCGAUUCUUCGGAAAAUAUUUUAUUCUAUUUUUGUCGUAUCGCGUUCACUUUUAUAUUGAGUUAUAAGCUAUAAUUUCUAGACUGCAUAACCAAUCCACAGCAUUCGGUGUUAAAUUAGAUCUACGCCCUUACGUCUAUUUAAUUUGUAUGGUUAUCUGACAUGAACGUGGUACCGCACGUUUUGUUUGAUUCAUGUAUUUUAACCAAAUUCUUGAUCACAGUGGUAUAUACUCAAUUGCCAAAACCAUUGUUUUAAUAUCAAAUUAAUAUAACAAUUUGGUAUUUCCUGAAAAUUUUCGGAAGGAUCGCUCGUAAUAUUCAUGUUUGAUAUUAUUUCUCAUUAGUAUGUAAAAUAUACGUUAGUGUAUAUAUUUUUGUACCAGCAAAUGUAAUCGUCCGCAUGUAUAGGACAAGUCAUAUCGUAUACAUGCGAAUGAUUGAGAGAAAUGCGGUGUUGUGAUGCGAAAAAUUGUAAUAGUAACAGACAUUCGUAAAACAGGUGAAAAUUAAGAAUACAAGUAAACAUUUGUAAAGGUAUUUUCGAACAUAAAGAUAGAGAAAUAAAUCAGUGGAAACAACCGCAGCUCGGCUAGCAACAGCUCGUGUAAACAGAAUGCCACACAACACUGCUCAGUCUCUGUCGUCAGCUCUUUUUUGCCUAAGCUUUUUAACAAGACAGAACUGUACUACAUUUAGAAAGUUACAGGGUAUCGCCAAAAAGAAAAGCAUCGUGAAGUGAUAUUGUGAGUUAGAUGAUUAGCACAUUCGUGGAGAGAUGAUUUUUUGAAAAUAUUCAAAAUAAAUAAACGAAAUAUGUAAUACAAA
This is a messenger RNA of Spodoptera frugiperda (fall armyworm), 6229 nucleotides long. RefSeq names its product circadian locomoter output cycles protein kaput (gene Clk). Gene Ontology annotation, biological process: regulation of transcription by RNA polymerase II; circadian regulation of gene expression. Gene Ontology annotation, cellular component: nucleus; cytoplasm; CLOCK-BMAL transcription complex. Lineage: Eukaryota; Metazoa; Arthropoda; Insecta; Lepidoptera; Noctuidae. The transcript is spliced from 14 exons. Bases 265 to 2130 code for a protein of 621 amino acids. Gene Ontology annotation, molecular function: DNA-binding transcription factor activity, RNA polymerase II-specific; RNA polymerase II cis-regulatory region sequence-specific DNA binding; protein dimerization activity. The record is from RefSeq and is a predicted model, not a curated record.